Messenger RNA from Lepus europaeus (European hare), 1888 nucleotides. RefSeq names its product RNA binding protein, mRNA processing factor 2 (gene RBPMS2). Gene Ontology annotation, cellular component: cytoplasm. Bases 258 to 890 code for a protein of 210 amino acids. Gene Ontology annotation, biological process: negative regulation of smooth muscle cell differentiation. Gene Ontology annotation, molecular function: mRNA binding; protein homodimerization activity. Lineage: Eukaryota; Metazoa; Chordata; Mammalia; Lagomorpha; Leporidae. The record is from RefSeq and is a predicted model, not a curated record. The transcript is spliced from 8 exons.
GCUGCGGCCGCCGCGGGCGCACUCGCCGGUAGCAGUGAAAAGGCGGAGGCGGCCGCCGCGCGGGCUCGGCUCGGGUUCCCAGUGCCUGGCCCGCCGCACCCUUCCCGCCUCCCUCACUGGCCAAACUUGAUGUGACCCCAGCCCGACGCGGCAGCCGUCGCUCGCACUGCCCGCUCGCCGCGCCUCGCCCACCUCCCCGCGGGCCGGGCGCAGCUCGCGCUCCGCGUUCCCUUCCCCUCGCCGCCGCCCCCAGCACCAUGAGCACCUUGAAGCCGGACGGCGAGCACAGCACGGGCACCGGUUCCGGCACGGGCGCGGGCUCCGGCGCCGCCCUGGAGGAGGAGGUUCGGACACUGUUCGUCAGCGGCCUCCCUGUGGACAUUAAGCCCAGAGAACUCUACCUGCUCUUCCGGCCGUUCAAGGGCUACGAAGGGUCCCUGAUCAAGCUCACCUCCAGACAGCCUGUCGGCUUCGUGAUCUUUGACAGCAGGGCAGGAGCAGAAGCGGCCAAGAACGCGCUGAAUGGCAUUCGCUUUGAUCCUGAGAACCCGCAGACCCUGAGGCUAGAGUUUGCCAAAGCAAACACCAAGAUGGCCAAGAGCAAGCUCAUGGCGACACCAAAUCCCAGCAGCGUGCACCCCGCCCUCGGCGCGCACUUCAUCGCGCGGGACCCCUAUGACCUGAUGGGGGCUGCUCUGAUCCCUGCGUCCCCAGAGACCUGGGCCCCUUACCCUCUGUACACCACAGAGCUGACCCCAGCCAUCUCACACGCUGCGUUCACCUACCCAGCUGCCACUGCCGCCGCCGCCGCCGCCCUGCACGCUCAGGUGCGCUGGUACCCUUCCUCUGAUACCGCCCAGCAAGGAUGGAAGUACCGCCAGUUCUGUUAGCACUUCUGUCUUGGCACCGGGGAGUUGGUUCUGGGGAUCUGUGUGGUGGGACCCACACAGGCGCCCUGAGCUUCCUCGCACCCCGGGUGGCCAGUGCAGAGCUGCUGCAUCCCUCCAAAGACUGUGAAUCUUAAGCCUGACUCAGUGGACUGCUUCCUGGUUCCUGUCCCUCCUCUUCUGCCCUGUCCUGCCCCCAAGCCUUUCUCCGAGGCCUCCCAGGAGGAUUAGGGGGCCUCCAAGCUGGGGCUCCCAGGCCCAGCUUGGAGGCCCCCCGGGACCCAGCGAAACCUCCGCCUGGAGGAAGCGCGGUGUGUGAUUUUGCAUGUUUUCUAGCAUGGAGUACGACACUUAACACGUGUGUCUGCCAGUGCACAGUUUGUUCUCCCACUGCGUCGCCAUAGCAACAGACCCUGGCCACUUGAUGGUUCAUCAUGCCCGGUCCCCUCCACACCCGACCCCCCACAGCCACCCUGCAACCCACCACUCCCCCCACCACUUCCCAGUCCAACAGCUCCACCCCCACCCCCCAACAAGGCUCCCCACCGGGGUCCUCUGUGCCCCCUUUCUCGGCUGGGCCAAGGACGGUCAGGACCCGCCUUCUCUGCCCACCUUGCCCCUGCCGCCACUCCUCACUCUCUGCAGACCUCGAAACCAAGCAGAACGUGGAAAGUAUUUUUGUACCCUGUGUAGCGAAAUAUUUAUGCAUCAUAAAGGACUUUCCGUGUGUGUGCCAUUAAUUAUUGAAGGGCCCUGGCUCGCCCCGUCAGAUGAGUUCAGUGUUGAGUUCUGAGACACGCGGAGGAAGAGGGUUUGCGUUCCUCGCAGUGUGCCUUUGUUUCUGGGGCUAGUGCAGGAAAACUGUGCAAUGUGACUUUGUUUUGUGAGCGUGGCUGUGCUGCCUGGAGCCGCAGCUGCGCCUCAGGAGCCAGGGCUGUGAUUUCUGAUCCUGUGAGAAUGUGAAACUGGAUAAUAUAUGAAACGCAAAAUAAAAGAAUCCA